Molecule: messenger RNA, 3234 nt
Organism: Pelmatolapia mariae (spotted tilapia)
Lineage: Eukaryota; Metazoa; Chordata; Actinopteri; Cichliformes; Cichlidae
Gene: gucy2ca
Product: guanylate cyclase 2Ca
Exons: 27
Coding region: 1-3234 (1077 amino acids)
Biological process (GO): intracellular signal transduction; protein phosphorylation; cGMP biosynthetic process
Cellular component (GO): plasma membrane
Molecular function (GO): adenylate cyclase activity; protein kinase activity; guanylate cyclase activity
Source: RefSeq, a predicted model, not a curated record
AUGUCCAGUUUACUUUACCUGGGAGUACUUACGCUCGCCAUGGUCGCCAGUGACAUGAUUGACGACUGUUUGAAUUCAAACCGUUCUUACUACAUGAAUAUUGUACUGCUGGAGGACAACACUUAUGAAUGGAGCAUGCCGCUUGUGAAGGCGGCCGUGGAAGAAGCUAUUCUAGCUGACAAGCAGGAGAACGAUAAGUAUGGUUUAGACUUCACUUUGACUGCUAACUUCAAUGGGUUCAACACCAACUUGUACAAGCGGCAGGGCUGCGGGAGCAGCACGUGCGAGGGGUUGACAAUACUCAAGAAACUAAAUGCUAAUGGUGAAGUUGGAUGUGUCAUGCUGGGCCCUUCCUGCACAUAUGCCACCUAUCAGUUAGUAGAUGAAAACAUUGGUCUGCGUUUAACCAUUCCCAUCAUCUCUGCUGGGAGUUUUGGCCUCUCUUGUGACUACAAGCCUAAACUGACCCGAAUUCUGCCUCCAGCACGAAAGAUCUGUGACUUUUUCCUUAACUUUAUGAAUGAAACUCUGCCAUUCAAGGAGGAGCCAUGGAGCCUAUUCUACGUCUAUAAGAAGACCAACAAUGUAUCUGAGGACUGCUUCUGGUAUAUCAACGCGCUGACGGCAGCCACUAACAAGUUUAUGCUGGGCACAAACACAGAGACAAUUCAUGGAGAGGAGGGCCUGAAAAAAAUGUUCCAGUCUCCGAAAAGACACAGCAACAUUUUAAUCUUAUGUGGGAACACUGAUGAGGUAGUUUCAAUAAAGGAGAUGGUGGGCCAGAUUCCCAAAGACUUCCUGUUUAUUCUCAUAGAUGUGUACAACCCUGAUUAUUAUUUAAGCACCACAUCUUCUGCGGGUAUGGAAAGUGUCUUAGUGGUCACUCUGCCGCAGAGAAACUACACCACUGGCUCUUCAUUCAAUGAAACGAUAAACGAUUAUGUGGCUGGAUAUCAUGAUGGGACUCUGCUGUUUGGUAAAGUGCUCAGAGAGAGGAUGCUCAGCAUACAAAACAACAACGGGACCUAUAAUGGCUCUCUGGGUGACAACCCAUUUGGAAACAUCUUAUUUUAUGGUAUGGGAGGACACUAUGUGCUUGAUGAAUAUGGGGACAGAGAUGUUAACUUCUCAGUCAUUUACACAUCAGCUAACACUGCCAAGUAUAAAACUCUGCUAUUGUUUGAUACAUCACAAAAUAAAACCAUCAAUUACACCCAAAACCCCACUCUGCCGUGGGCAGGAAACAAGCUGCCUCCCGACAAGCCAAAAACUCCGGAUGAGUUUGACAUGCAGAAAAUCAUUGUGAUUGUUCUGAGUCUCAGCGUUGUGGUGGUGACGGGAGUCGCUCUUAUCUUCUACAGGCAGAACAGGAAAGAACGCUCUCUACAGAAGAAAUGGUCUCACAUCGAACCUCACCUGAUUGGCCCUCUGGAUGAGAAGGAAGUGUCUCUGAAGAUUGAUGAAGAUAAGAGGAAGGACAGUACAUACUUCAGGCAGCGAGGCCGCUACGACAAGAAGCCGGUAAUCUUGAAAGAGCUGAAAACCACAGAGGGAGACUUCACCGAGGACCAGAGGAUUGAGCUCAACACUCUGCUGCGCAUUGACUACUACAAUCUGACCAAAUUUUAUGGCACAGUGAAGUUUGAAUAUGGUGUGUACGGUGUGUUUGAGCUGUGUCAGAGAGGCUCCCUCAGGUACAUUCUCAGUGACAGGAUCUCUUACCCAGAUGAAACAUUCAUGGACAUGGAGUUUAAAAUAUCAGUCAUGUAUGACAUAGCAAAGGGCAUGUCAUAUCUCCACUCCAGUAAUAUUGCAGUCCACGGCCGCCUCAAGUCCUCCAACUGUGUUGUCGACAACCGCAUGGUGGUCAAGAUCACUGACUUUGGCUGCAACACCAUGCUAAAACCAGGAAAAGAUUUGUGGAUCGCCCCGGAGCAUCUUCGUAAAGGCGGGGUGUCUCAAAAAGGCGAUGUCUACAGCUACGCCAUCAUUGCCCAUGAGAUUGUUAUGAGACAAGCCCCUUUCUACACACAGUACUGCACUGAUGUUAGAGAGAAGAUCCACAGAUUGCAGCAUCCUGUUGGGCACAAUGUCUUCAGACCUGACCUGAACUUUGAGGGUGUGUCAGACAGAGAGAUUGAGCUGUACACACUGAUAAAGAAUUGCUGGGAGGAAGACCCAGAACGGAGGCCAGAUUUUAAAAGAAUCGAGUUAAUGCUUGGAAAUAUUUUCAGUAACCUCCAUAACCAAGCCACAGAGACGUACAUGGACAACCUGAUCCGUCGUCUGCAGAUGUACUCCAGGACUUUGGAGAAGCUCGUGGAAGAGAGAACGGCUUUGUACAAAGCUGAGAGGGACAGAGCGGAUCGCCUCAACUUUAUGCUUCUUCCUGGCCCAGUGGUGCGUUCCCUGAAGGAAACGGGAAGUGUGGAGCCAGAGCUGUUUGAGGAGGUCACCAUCUAUUUCAGUGAUAUUGUGGGAUUCACCACCCUCUGCUACUACAGCACCCCCAUGGAGGUGGUCGAUAUGCUCAACGAAAUCUACAAGAACUUUGACAGCAUUCUUGAUCACCAUGAUGUCUACAAGGUUGAAACAAUAGGAGAUGCUUACAUGGUUGCAUCCGGUUUGCCCAAACGUAACGGCAACAGGCAUGCAUUGGACAUUGCCCACAUGGCCCUGGACAUCCUAUCAUUUGUGGGGACGUUUGAGCUGGAGCACCUGCCUGGGAUUCCUCUAUGGAUCCGUAUUGGUGUACAUUCAGGACCAUGUGCAGCAGGAGUGGUGGGGAACAAGAUGCCUCGCUACUGUCUCUUUGGAGAUACGGUUAACACGGCUUCACGGAUGGAGUCCACAGGCCUGCCUCUGAGAAUUCAUGUCAGCCAGUCUACCAUCAGCAUCCUGCAGAGGACGGACUGCAAGUUUGAGUAUGAAAAACGAGGAGAGACGUAUCUGAAGGGUAAAGGAAAAAUGAUGACAUACUGGUUAACAGGCGUGACCGGGGGAAGUUACAACCUGCCGACGCCACCGAGCGCGGAGAACUUCCAGUCGCUUCAGAAGGAUCUGGCAGAGAUGAUCGUGUUAAGUCUGGAGAAGCGUGGAGGGGACAGCUUCAAAAAGAGGAAGACCCUGUCCACCAAAAUCCGCCGGAGGGAGACCAACAGCAGCGUGCAGAGCGACAGCCUGCCAGAGUACUUCCACCUAGCUGUCACUGAGAACCCGAGCACCUACCUGUGA